Galleria mellonella (greater wax moth) is the source of this 3449-nucleotide messenger RNA. RefSeq lists its product as uncharacterized. Gene Ontology annotation, molecular function: nucleic acid binding. The transcript is spliced from 3 exons. NCBI's taxonomy places the organism in Eukaryota, Metazoa, Arthropoda, Insecta, Lepidoptera, Pyralidae. Bases 2074 to 3255 code for a protein of 393 amino acids. The record is from RefSeq and is a predicted model, not a curated record.
CGAUAUUUUUAAAAUAUCGAUAUAUAUGUUCGAUAUAUCGCAAAGUAUCGAUAUAACAUUACGAUAUAUUAUAUCGAAAAAAAUAUCGAUAUUUUUUUUACAUGAACAUCCCUACUCUAGAUGUUCGUGGAUCUGUGCGGGAUGCCCAGGAACGUCAGGAAGGCCAACUGAACGAGGACACGCUCGAUGCGGCAAUUAUCAAAGGCUAGUGCUGUCCCUCUCGCUCGCUACAGGGCUAAAACGCAUGUGAAGUUUGGUUCGACUGCGCCUGUGUCCCGUGACGUAUAGCAUACAUUGUUUUAACUUAUCUACUGCGUAGUUAGUCGGAGAGACUUUUAUUAUUAUGUACACUAAAUAUAUUUUACCUAAAUAAACUCUUCCUACAACAUAUGAAAUUAGAGUAACGCCAUUACGUAGGCUAUCCUUACAAUAUACACUCCUCGCAAAAAUUAAGGGAACAUAAAAAUUUUUGAAAUUUUUGGGUGAUUUUCAACAGGCUGUAUUUCAGUGAAAAAUAAUCGUACAGGAAAUUUAAAAAAAGGGUUUUGAAGCUUGAAAACUCUAGUUUUCAGAUUUUUUGGUGAAAAAUUUUUUUGAGCUCCGGUUUCCAUGCAAUUCUUAAACAAAGCUGAAAAUAAUUUUUUUCUAAAUUUUCUAGGUUUCGUUUUUCACUCUAUGGGCAUGGAAAAAUUUUUUCGAGCUACUCCAUUGUAUAGGUCUCUUAGCGUGUUUAUUCAGCUUCAAAAAUCGCUUUGGAUGGCUCAAUUACGACCAUUUGUCUCCGAGAUAUCGAACUUUGAAUGCAAAAGCAUCCUUUUCCAUUCAACUGCUAAUAUCUCUGGAACUACUGGUCGCACAGCAAGCAAAAAUUUUUCUUAAAAAUUUUCUUGAUUUUUUUCGAUUUUUUUUUUUGAUAAUGAAUUUUUAAAAAACAAAAAAUUGAGUAAAAAGUGAAAAACAAAUGAAAUUAUUGAUUUUUGAAUGGAUUAGGGUGAGUUUAAGGGACAAAAACCUUGUUCCCUUAUUUUUUCCAAAAUUUCAAUCAAUUGGUCCGGGAAAAACCGUUGAACCGAUCGCUCCAGGGAUUUAGGGGGUUCUUUAAGGAACAAUAGACUGUAAAAUUUUCCUCAAACCUUAGCUUUCUCGCCCAUAUUAGCGAAGAUACAGCCAAGUAACCAAAAAAGGAGAAAAAGUCACUUUUUUCCACUUUUUUCAAUUCAAUGUUAGAGGUGGAAAAAAAUUUUUUCUUCACUAACUCUUGACUGUGCUUAAUUGGAAAUUUUAUGCAGAUAAAGAAACUCGGCGCCCGCUUGCUGUGCGACCAGUAGUUCCAGAGAUAUUAGCAGUUGAAUGGAAAAGGAUGCUUUUGCAUUCAAAGUUCGAUAUAUCGGAGACAAAUGGUCGUAAUUGAGCCAUCCAAAGCGAUUUUUGAAGCUGAAUAAACACGCUAAGAGACCUAUACAAUGGAGUAGCUCGAAAAAAUUUUUCCAUGCCCAUAGAGUGAAAAACGAAACCUAGAAAAUUUAGAAAAAAAUUAUUUUCAGCUUUGUUUAAGAAUUGCAUGGAAACCGGAGCUCAAAAAAAUUUUUCACCAAAAAAUCUGAAAACUAGAGUUUUCAAGCUUCAAAACCCUUUUUUUAAAUUUCCUGUACGAUUAUUUUUCACUGAAAUACAGCCUGUUGAAAAUCACCCAAAAAUUUCAAAAAUUUUUAUGUUCCCUUAAUUUUUGCGAGGAGUGUAUUAAAUAUUAAAAAUAAUAAUAACCUUUUUGAGAAGCGCAUAACCUUCAAAUGUGUCUGUUUUUUUAGGACGUUUGUUCCGUUGUGGAACAGGCUAAGGUCGGAGACCAUGCUGUCUAGCCUUCAAUAUGAUAAAUUGUCUGGAAUCAAACGUGUCUGUGUUUAUAGCCUGACCAAUAAAAUAAAAAACCUCGCCAUAUUGCGGAAAACUAUUGGAACUAAUUUCUUCAACUGGCAACCAUCUAUAAGAGAUGUCAUUAUUGUCAUCUGUCAAAGUGUGUUGUCGAUUGUGCGUGGUGUAUUUCUUGGUUAAGUGAGUUAUUUCAGCGUUAAAAUGCCAAAAACGAUUAAAAGCCAGUUAAGAAAAGUUAUUUAUAAUAUAAAUAAUUACUUGUCAGAAAGAAGGUCUGAAGGAAUUGACUCUAUUCCUCUAAACAACAUCACGGACCUUGUUGUUAACAUGACUGGUAUAUCCCGAUCGUCCGUAAUGAAAAUACGAAGAGAAGGUCAGACCUCAGUUGUAUUUUCUACACCCAAGAAAAAUAAACCUAAAACAAAAAAGAAAAUCAAUUUGGAUGAUUUCGAUCUCUGUGCAAUUAGGCAUAAAUUACAAGAAUUUUAUGCCGUCCGAAAAGAAGUACCGAGUUUGAAGCGGUUGCUUGCAGCUCUGAAAGAAUCAAUAAAUUUUGUUGGUGGCAGGGAGUCUCUUCGUUUACUGUUACACACAUUAGGUUAUAAAUUUAAAAAAUGUAGAAAUCAAAGGACAAUUCUUAUGGAGCGGUAUGAUAUAGUAGCAUGGAGGGAUAGAUAUCUACAAGAAAUCAAAGAUGUAAGGAAGAGUGGUAUGCCAGUUGUAUACCUUGAUGAAAGUUAUAUUCAUACUUCGCUCAAUCAAGCUAAAUGCUGGCAAAGUGAAAAUGAGCCUGGUGGAUCUAAAUCUGUGGCUAAAGGCAAAAGAUAUGUCAUUGUCCAUUGUGGUGGCAAGACUGGGUUCGUCCCUAAUGCUUUAUUAAUUUAUAAUGACAAAGAAAAAAAAGAUUUCCAUGACGCCAUGAAUACAGUUAAUUUUAAGAAAUGGGUAUUGGAUAAAUUAAUACCCAAUUUGCAUGAACCUACCUGUAUAGUCAUGGACAACGCUAGAUAUCAUUCUAGCCAAAUCAACAAGCCACCGAGCAUGAUAAAUAGAAAAAAAGAAAUUACAGACUGGCUUUCAUCAAAUAAUAUUGCCUACCCUACCAAUGCUACCAAAAGUAUGCUAAUGGUUAUAGUAAAACAAAAUAAACCUGACCCAAUAUAUGAAAUAGAUCAUUUAGUACAGGAUUAUGGUCACAAAAUAGUAAGACUGCCUCCUUAUCAUUGUGACCUCAAUCCUAUUGAGAUGAUAUGGGGCAUAGUAAAAGGGAAGGUUGCCACAAAGAAUGUUGGUUUAGACAAUAUCACAUUCAUGCAGCUUGUAAAAAACUGUUUUGAGGAUACAUGGAAUAAUUGUUGUGAGCAUACAAAGAAAAUAGAAUAAGAUUUUAGACAAAGGGGACCAGUAAUUGACGGAGAAAUUGAAAAAUUUAUUAUAAAUGUUGGUGACGAUAGUGAAACAUCCAGUGAUACAAGUAGCAAUGAAUCUGUUAUAUCUGAAAUUGAAACACAACAAUCAGACAAUGAAGAUCAUGAAACAUAUGAAUCUGUUGAAUAUUUGGAUUCUGACUUUGAAGA